AUGGCGAGCGCUGCCGAAGCCAUAGACCAGGCCGCGCACGCGAAGGCGGUGGAUGAGAAUCUAUGGUGGGGCUCGUUUGUCAUCCUGCUCGAGCAACUCGAGGGUGCGCCUGUUUCUACAUAUGGCUCACCUUCUCUGGUAACAACCGUUGACGGUGGCGAAACGAUCUCAGACUACCGUGUCCAGAAGUAGAGAAUUAAUGCCUCUCAUCGGUGCAGGUGAAGAAGCUGAAGAACAACCGUUCUUGGUUUCUGGACUCCCUUACUCGCUUCAAGCCCCCAAAUGCCUCGUCAAGAGAGGGCCUGAACUCUCCGGAGAUAUCGUUUGGGCAAAAACGCUUACGUAUAAAACCGGAGCUCCGAGAAAUCGCUCUACUUGCUAGCGUGUCCCUGGUAAGCAAUACUUUCAUUUGCCACAACUAUUAGCUGGGUAUCACUGGUAACAUUUAGUGAGAUUCUUUCCAAUCUGCGGGGUAAUUUUUGCCUUAUCAUUUCCUUCUCAACAAAAGUGCUUCAAUUCAUCGUGCUACGUUUCUUGACGAUAAAGUUUGAGAAUAUACAUGUUGUCCAUAUACGGUACAGAAUUGGACACUAGAAGGUUAUGUUGGCGGAGUGACGUACCAAUAGAGGGCAAGAGUGAAUUAAUUUUUUCCAUAUGAAACCACCUAUCAAACACAAGUCAGCUGCAUUUUGAUGUCCAUUUUUUGAUAUCUGGGGGGAUUUUUUUUGUCUAACCUCCCGAACUAAUUUUUUGAUGUCCUUAUUUCUAUUUUCGUGGAUGCUUUCUUUAAUUCAUUCCGUAUAUUACAAUGGUUAUCGCUAUUUGAGGCAAGUUUCCUUCAAAUGUAUGCUUUCGAUGCGAAUGUCUUUGUGAUUUCUUCAAACUUGUUUUUUCCACCGUAGUUGUGGUUUCGAAAGGUGGGCUUGCUUGCCAAACGAGUAAUCAAGUAUAAUAUCGCAGUUCAACAGCUCAUAGAUAUCUGGGGGGGUCUAUGUUAAUAAUAUGUGAUGUUCAGACACAAGCUACUGUCAAGGAACCCCGGUUAUCGUGACAAGGAGAGACAUCACCAUAGGAAAAAUGGCUCUCUGGGUGCAUUUUUGUGCAUUCUCCAGUUGCUGUUACAGUUAUAUUGGUGCAAUGAUUCAUAAUCUUAAAUUCAAAAGCCCGACUAAGAUAUUGGUGUUUUACCCUUAAUUUCGAUUUCAAGUGUUGCAAUAUUUUGACGUGAAGAAAUAUCAGUGUCUCCCCUUUUAUGUUACUGUGCGGGCUUAAUAGAAUGACGACUAGCAGACGUCAUAAUGUCUGAACAAACGUGAUUAUUUUCCAGUAACUAUUGAGCUCAAAAUGAACUAAAAAUAUUAUAACUGUCUAGUGCCUCUCCAAUGAACCGAAGUGAUGUCAAUUUCCAGUGCCAUGGAAAUGGUCGCACACAUGAAUCUGGAGACUCAUUGUAUGUAUUUGGGUUGAUCAAAGGUAGAUUUAUUUGGAGUUAAGAUUCAGCUUUAUUUCUCCUUAAUUUGAAAUAAGCUAGAGAUAUACUCUGGUGAUUUUCAAUUUUUGGCCCAAUGGUUGACCUAUAAGGGAGGAUCUCUAAUAUUGUGUGGUUACAUCUUGUGCUUGUUGAAUAUUUUUGAUGCCAAUGUCUGGCGAAACCUGAUUUUUUUUUUCAUUGUGUAGUAUUUCCCAUAGAUUAUUGAAUAUUGGCGACGUUUUUUUACUAGACGUUAUCUUUUUUGACUGACACUUAAUAUGUGGGACACAUUAUAAAAAUAAUCAUGGAAUCUUCUUGCUUUAGGUACAAAGAAGUAAAACCUUACGAAGGAAAAAAGGAAGGGUUUGUUGGUUUGUUCAUUUCCAGCUAAUGUGCUCGUUGAUCUUAUUGAAGCAAAUAAUAAGGUUUAAAGAGGUUAACUAUGACAAGAAAGAGAUGAUUGCCAGUAGAGAGCAUUUACAUUGAAUCCCUGUAAUUUUCGUACCUCAAGUAAUCAGCUUGAAAUCAUUCAUGACCAAAGUCUUCAAGUUUGUUGGAGAAAGUUAACUGUAGAUACAAUUGGUCCAUUGGAGGUCUAAUCCUAUAAGUUAAUGGGCACAAUAGUCUUGUGAACGAUAAUCUUACAGGAUAUUUUUUUUUUGACAUUGACUCUGAAUUUGUGCUUCGAAGGUACUAAUGGUGACUGUGUUCGGUGCGAGUAAUGCCCAUCAUGCUUCUGCAUUUGGAAUCCCAUGCUGUUCAAAAUGUAUCUAAUGUUUUGAUUGCUAACUUUAAGAGAAAUCGGUUGUAGAAUUUUGUGGCAACAUUAUGCAUGAUGAUUUUGACAUUGCCCCCUGGAUUUGGCAUGCGUUUGAAUUUUGAAUGGCAUGGGACAGUGAUCUGAAUUCUUGGACUUGCUCUAGUGCAGUUUCUAACCAAUCUAUGGAAUGUGACGAGGACAUUAGGUAAUCAAAACCCUGUCGGCGUUUAGGGCCUUUGUUGAAAAUAGAGAAAUUUGGUCACGAAGGACGGAGGGGAGAAUGGCGGAAACCGCCUCAAAAUUCAUUCAACUCUAAUCCCUAUUAUAUAGGGAGUAACGAUACACAACUUUUGCCAAAACACCCUCAACUAAUUAACUAAUUUGUGACCUAAAAUUUCCAACACUCCCCCUCAAGAUGAACUUUGAGAAAUUCAUUUUGGCUAAAUUGGUGAUGACAAAAAAGUACUACCCUCUGAACAUUCACUUGUUGGCGAUGAUAAAGAUCUGUUGUUGCAGCAGCUCUCCCUUUGAUGGUAAUCACAGAUGACCACCAUUGAGGUUGUAGAUUCGCCAACACCCUUUGCUCCUUUAAUGUUGUCAUGCCCCAAAGACAGCUCACCAUGAAUAUGAUAGCACCAAACAACUGUGGCUUGAUCAUGAUGAUCACUAUGUCUCAGGGCUGUAGAGCCUGCCUUGGAGUCAUGAGGUAGUUGACAGCAAGCAUGCGGAGAAUAUUCCUCUGCUUGGAGAUCUGCAUAGUGUCAAGAUCUGAUGCAAAGGCUCUCUGCUAUGUCUGUUGAUUUGAUGAUGGGGCUUAGCUCUCAGGAGAGGUGCAGGCCAGCACCCCUCCCAUCGAUCGAGUAAUGAACUCGUGGAGAAAUUAGAAGGUGAAGGCCAUUUUGAUGAAAGCAGAGCUGAGCAGAUAGCACCAUACAACAUGGACUGUAGCAAUGUGGACUGUGGGGAACUUUGGUCACCAGACUAGGGAAGACAUAGAACUGAUGUUGAAUAGAGGGAGACAGACUGAAGAGGACGGAGUAUGACACUAGAUUCAGACACGUGUGGAUAAGAGAUUGAUUUUACCGCUCAUAAAAUGCUGAUGAAGGUGGAAACGAUGGUAACACAGACCUAGAUAUUUCAGCCUCUAGACAGAAGGCUUGAUGCAGACAAAUAUGACGCCAAUGAAUUUGAAGAUGUCAUUGACGAACCUGCUAUUGAUGAACUCAAAUAUACUUUCAAAUGAUAGAUGAAGAUCAGUGCUCUCCCGUCAGUAGAACUGCCUCGCCGGCAGAGAACCUCGCCAGAGGAGGAGAUGACAGUGGACUCGUCGUCCUAGACUAGAGGACUGAUGGAAGUAGAACCGCUCGAAAUGGCAGAAAGAAAACCUGCUUGCAAUGGCAGGAUAUCAUACCUAUAAACGGCGGAAAGAUAACACGCCUCCAAUGGCGCAAUAAGUGCAUCAAGAUGAUGCCAGAAAGAAACUCAGCAGAGGCACCAGGCAUUCCCUGUUGAAAAUGGAGAAAAAACCUAGCCAUGAAGGACGGAGUGGAGAACGGCGGAAACUGCCUCAAAAUUCAUUCAACUCUGAUCCCCAUUAUAUAGGGAGUAACGAUACACAACUUUUGCCAAAACACCCUCAACUAAUUAACUAUUUCUCUAUGACCUAAAAUUUCCAACAACUUUAUUCAAUCCUUUCUGUUCAUACUGUUAUUCUAUUGUUGAGUCAUUCUAUGCGGGGAAGAGCCCUGUAAUCUAAUAAGUUGUCUGCCAUUUUCUUAUUUGUUGGUGCAUUUUUUUCCAGAGCUUAGAUGAGGUGCAAUCAUACAUUCUGGUUGAUAGGACCAUUAAUCUUGGAAGCUUGCUGUCUGAUUAUAGGCAACCAGAAAUUCUACGCCCUGUGAGUAAUUUUCUUCGUUUCUUCCUUCUACCUUGCUCGGUGGCAUCUGCCACAGUUCAUUUUUCUAUGUCAUUAGCUUUACGUGGAUGCCUUCCCCCCCUAAUUUUCUGGUUAUCAGAGAUAUAGAUUCUUUUUCAGUUUUUUUGUUUUACUGCAUCCAUAUUCAUUUAGUUUUAGGAAUAUUUUUUAACUGAUAACUGUUUCAGUUCUGAUCAUAUAUUAUUAAUAUGAUUAUUAUUAUUUCAUAUGGAAUUUUUUUACUGUGGGGAAUUUCGUAAGCAACUUCAUACUGAUUUCCAUGUUCUUGUUUCACAGUGUGGUCAUGGUGUUUACAUUUCAACUUUUGAGUACUAAUUUUCCUUGGCUCUGGAAGAUCUGAGGUUUAUGCUAACAUCUAUCUUGCUGACCUUUUUUUUUCUCCUAAUGUUAUCCAGGGUUAAUUUCCCCAUGAAGAGAGUGAUGUCCCCUGGGCAUUCCUUUCUCUUGAUAAGCCUGUACAUUGAAUUCUAUAUACCUUCUUGGCUGCUCUUACAAUAUUUAACUUGGUUGUUCUAGAUGAAUGUAAACGUUGUCUAAAAUAGGAAAUCUCUGAUAGGAUUCUCUGUUUAUGGUUGUUUGGCUUUGUUUUUGUAUUACGAGGGUUUUAUUCGCACUCUUUUCUUGUUUAUUGACUUUUAUUUACAUGAACUGCUGUGUUUCACUGUAAAAAAAAACCACAUGCUUUCACUAGAUUAUCUAAUGAUUGUGAACUGAAACAAGCGUUAGAUUUGAUCAUUUGACUUCAUGUGUAACAUUUGGUCCUUUUUUUGAUUUGCAGAUACUGAUUCAAUAUUAUCUCGAACGACAGUGUUUGUUGAAGUGCGUCAGGUGGAUAUUCAUGCAUGCGUGUAUGUGAAUGAUAUUAAUUCAAUUCAUGCAACUUAUUUCAGCAAUUUUUUCACCUGCAUUUUAUUCGUUCUUAGGAUAUCCUUGUACUUUUACUGUGAGCUUCUUUAUUCCUUUCGGAAGUUGCUUAACAGACAUUUUUCAUAGGAAAGUAUGUAUCCUGGGUGUGUAUUGACUGAUAGACUGCCCUACAGAAGGCACUAACGCCAUUACUCUUCACUGUAUUUGGAGCUUUAUGCAACCUGGAGUAUGAACAUAUGAUACAACUUAGGGAUCCUAUUGGCUACAAUGUUUGUUGCAGAAUCAGAUUUGAAGUCCUGGAAAGUGUAAUGGAAGAAUGAGGCAAGUUCAGAGUUUGACUAGCUUUCCUUAUCAUUCCUAAUGGAGGAAUCAAACACCAUCCGACAUCUUAGAUUUGAGCCCUUCUCCAUUGCAAGUGACGGUUUGUUUAUGUAGACAGUUUUACAUUUAUAUUUCUCAUGAAGGAUCUGACUGAGGCUCUUGAUUACAAUAUUAAUUAAGUGGUACUUAAUGGUAGUUACGGAGUAUUGGAAAUGGCAUUGGAUACUGGUUAAUAACUCUGUUCACCUCAUCAAUUGAGGAUGAGUUUAUCAGUUGGUUGUUGAGGCAUUCAAGUUUUUUUUUCGUUAAGUUUUAGUUAUUAUGAAAUAGGGAGCGAGAAUUCAAUUUGAUGAUGUAGGGGUAAAUUCCACUAUUUUUUGAACCUAAUGUUUAACUCCAAGAGCACCAUAUUUUGUAGAUUGUGCUCUUUCAUUCGGGUUGUUUUGGAUAUCUGCUUGUCUCCCGUUAUUUGUUGCUGAUGCUUCUGAAUAGCUGUCACACCUACUUUAUGAAUAAAACACGGGCAGCUGCUUUCGACUUAGGCAUAUUCGUUCUUCUUGUUGACUUUUUUCAAAAUUCUGAUCUCCACACUAUUUUCCCCGAUCUGACCAUCUGAAUAUGCUGUUCUGUGGCGGAUAUAUCAAGUUUUUUUUUUGUUGCAUGGCGAUCCUCAUGCCACGUACUUUACUGACUGACAGUCAUUGUUUCUACAUCACUCCCUGUGAGAAAAUGUCUAUAAAUUUUCCUUCUUUCAGUUGCCUUUUGAUUGAUUAUUGAUGAGUGAUUGGAAUGUUGUCUUGCCAACAUGGAUUUCCACCUGAUCCACCUGGAGGCAGGAAAUGUUGUUACUUUCUAAUUCUCAAUAAUACUGGAAUGUUUUGCUUUUGAUUUUUCUUUCAUUUACAUGGAUCAGCCCAGGCAGUGCUGGACGGCCCUGAAACUUUAAUUGAAGGAAACUUUAUUAGUUUUAAAACAGUGUGGUACAUUAUAUUGACCUUUUUAUGCCCAUAAUGACCUGGAUUGGUAGUUGUUCAAAUCAGUUGUGACAUUCAACUUCAGUACUUUCAGCUACUGGAUUUUCCUAAUGCUCAUGUAUGAUGAAAGCAUCGUGUCCAUUGCAACUUUUAUAAUUUUGUGUUCCAUUUAACUUGAAUGCUUAUCUGUUUCAUCAUGGAAAUCGGCAAAUAUUGGUGAUAUCGAUCUUUUGAUUCUUCAUAAGUUGCUUUCAUAAAUGAUAUCAAGUUGUUUUCAUUUUUCAUCAUGGCUGUAAUUUUGUUUAUGGUGCAGUGUACAUUGAAGAUGAGUCUCAUGCGUCUGGUAAUAUACGUGAGGUGGCUCUGUCUUUGGUUCAGGAUGGAUUAGAGAAGAAAUUCCUCACUAUUCUUGAAGAUCUAUCUCAGUCAGCGUUUCUUCAGAAAGCGGUUAUUUCCUAAUAUGUUUAGUCCUUUAUUGAGUUCUUUUGCUUUCUAGCUGAAUGCAUGUGUGAACUUCUAAUCACUCAAAAGUGAAUGUUUGGAUUUUUUUAUGUUGCAAUCUCUUUUCAUUAUUUUUAGCUAGCAACCAUUAAUGUAAUUCACACAGUGCCUCUCUCUCUCUCUCUCUCCCCCCUCGCUGCAACUUUGUAGUGAGGAAGGACUAUACACUUUGUGUAGGUUUAUUUUCAUUCCUCAAGUUCACAGUAGGCAGAUUGUUGCUAGAUUCUGUAUCAUAUUUUUUUCUCCAAAAAAGGUCACGUAUUGUGAUUUGUUAAUGGAGAGCCGGAUAGAAUAAACAUAAAAUAUUUUCAGUAUGUUGAGGAAAUUCCUCUGCACCUAAACCCGUACAAUGCCAUGUAGUUUCAUUAUUUGAAGUCCAGCUAAAACACUUGAAUCUUUGAACAUAAUUAUCUUUGUUAUUGUUGAUGUUGCAAUUUGAACUGGUUUUGGUUGUUAGGGGGUGUUUUAACUGUUCUUUCGGUCACAUUCUCUGCUUUUGGCAUGAUCCGUGCCAAAUCUUGUCACGUGUUUUGACUUUUCUGUUAAUAAGCAUUUCCACGUUUAGUCUGUGGUUUCUUCUGUAGAGUAUGAAACUUGUAAUUGCGUUUUUCUAAAUGACGAUUAAUUAGUGCUGUUGUUCUGUAUGUGCAUUGUCACAAGUUCUGAUAGUGAUUGGCUUAUUGUCACAUUUCUUUCUUUUAUUGUUAUUUUCUGUUAGGAGGUGGAUUUGAUCACAUUGUGGGUGGAGGAGAUUCUCAUUGAAAGCAAUUUGGUUUUGGAUACUUUUUUUCUUGCUUAUUAUGAAAACUUUUGUGGCUGCAAGGGAGAACAGUGGAAAAAGUUGUGCAUGCUUUUUAAGGUACAUCAAUAUUUUCUUUUACAUUGUCUCGAAACUAAAUGCAUGACCUUUUUAGUUAACUUGUAAAUGUGACACAUUUACAGGGGAUGAUAUCUGGUCCUUUUCAUAUUGGAGAAAUGGCAGAAUCAUCUGAAGCGAAAAACUCAUUCUACCAUGCAAAAGUUCAGCUAGUUCUUAUUCUGAUUGAAACGUUGAAUCUUGAAAAUCUUCUUAGAAUGGUGCAUGAUGACGUCCCAUUCAGGUUCUAAGCAUACUUAUGCAUUGCCUUCCUACCUUUUUCUGUGAACCUCUAAAUUUUCCUAGAAUUUUAUUCUUUCUUGAUCUUAUUCAUUGGUUAUCCAUCGUCUUUGUGUCAGGAGUGGUGGCAUAUUUUCAUUGGCGGAUAUUCAAGAGAUGGAUGCUAUAAUUUCAAGUAUGAUCCCUUUAGAGACUGCUGAAGCAGGGCCUCUGAUUCUUGCAUGGGGUGUUUUCCUUUACCUGGUCUUAUCACUUCCAGAUAAGCAAGACUACCACCCGCUAAUGGUCUGGGUGCUUUUUACUGUUUUGUACUAACAAAGAUAUCUAAUGUGCGUAUAAUGAUUCCUUUUUUGUUUAUUUUUUUCCCAGGCAACAGAUAUCAUGGGGUAUGUUCAAAAUGCCACAGUUAAUGGGCCUUUUGUAUAUUUAGUGGAAAUCCUCCAGGGUGAUUUUGUGCUUAAUUCGGAUGUAAGGCCCCGGUAACAUUCAGGGUUUUACUUUUGCAUCGUCAUAUGGUGUUGCCUGCUUUUGGUAGUGACCCACUUGUUUUUUUCCGUUGUGAUAAUUGGUAUUGCUGGCUCCAUCAUAGAGAUAGGGAAAAUUAACUUGGGUGUGAAUGGUCCAUAAUGUAGAAUUUCUUUUUUCAAUAUUUUUUUGCGUUUCCAGCAAUCAUUUUCGAUCCUUUUUUACUUCCUCAGUUGGUAGCACUCUAUUUGAUAUUAAAUACGCUAAAUUAUUAUUUACUACUUUAUUUGUUUGUCUUUCCAUUGUGAAAACUUUACAAGAGAUUGAAGUGUAGAGGUAUAGUAGGGGGGGAACCAUGGGAUGAAAAUUCGUAAAUGCCCUCACUUUGGUGGGUAUUCUUGAGGAAAACGCGCCUCAACUAGGAUAUUUGUUCAUCCAUUUAUGAACUGCAAAGUUAGUGUAAGACUUAUGUGGAGCAUCGGAGCACAGAUGUAAUGGGAAAGAAGAAUGAGGGGAUGUAAGUAUCCAUUGUGGGAUGCUCAUGGUUCACGAACAGCUGCGAAAAGAUAAUGGCCCACAACACAGGAAUUAGUACUAGUUUUUUCUCUUCUCUCCCUUCUUUGUCAUUUUCUCAUCUUGUAGUUCACAUUUUUUUUGUUUUCUGAAAAAGAUCUAUCAGUUGCUUGAAGAUUGGGACAGUGACUCUUCUAAACUGCGUACGUUUGGUUUUAGUCACAGCCAUUAACCUUUAUGGUUUCACUCUGUCUCUUUCUAGGUUCUAAACUUUCGUCAAUGGGAUGCAGUCACUGUGAAACAGCAUCUUUACUAAUUGUCAUAGGGACAUGAGAUGUGAAUAGUUUAUUUUCAAGGUCAUGUGGCAACAAGUGGAGCCAUAUACAUGUGGCAACAAGUGAAGCCAUAUAUAUUCUCAUUCCUGCUAUUACACAUCCUCCCUGUCUACAUGCAGUCAUCACAACUAUUAGCAGGAUUUCCCUGUCAUGGUCGAUCACUGUUUCAUCAUUUUUAGCUAUUUCUAGCUAAUUAUUUGGUUUUUGUUUCAUUCUCCAUUCAAAUGACCGAAUUAUACACAUCAAUUGUUGUUUGUUUAUACUAGUUUUGAAUCUGGAUGUUCAUAAUAUUUUUGGUUGUAAUAACUGGUAAUCUUUAUAUUGCUAAAUAUUUGUUCGUUUUAAAAGUGCGCUCAUGUUAUUAAAUUUAAGAGCUCAAAUGAAAGUCUAUUUGCCAAGUUUGAAAAGGCUGUAAAUUCACUAGAUUUUGUUGAAAUAAAAUCGUGAAUGUUAGUCUUCUUCGUGACUAAUUGCAUUCUCUCUCAUCAGUAAGGUGAUCCAUCAUUUGACUUCAUUAUGUCAUUUCCUAGACGUUAUUUACACUGUAACAAGUACUAAUGGUAUACAUUGCUGAAAACUACAUGACGCCAUUGCAUUUAGUUUUGGAUAGGGCGUGUGAAUUUGAGAGUAUAAUAUAUUUUUUUCAUAAUAUAUAUUUGAAUAUGCUGUGGAAUCAUGCAUAUAUCGCCAUUUAAAAAGCAUUAGUGAUUAAAACAAAAUACAGUACAUUUUCGUAUGCUUCUAAGUCUGGAAUGCUUAUGUGCAGGGCCCUGUUUCUGGUUAUCUCAGUGUCCUGAAAACAUUUAUUUCUGCAUUUAUUACAUGCUUUCAGAUAGCGGACCAGGUAACAUUUUUCUUUUGAUUAAUGUAGGCUGUUUAAUAAAAUAGAUGUGGAGGCCAUCUCUUACACAUUCUGUUUGCUCUAUUUAUUUUCAGUCAGAGAGCAACACUUUGGAAUUAAUCCUAGAAAUUCUUUGUAAAAUCUACCGAGGGGAGGUAAGGUCAUAUUUUUUGAUCUCCUGUACUCAUCAGGCCUAUGUAUAUGAAGUUUUUUUUAUUAUCCAUUUUCCAUUUGUUUCCUUAUGCUACAGGAAUCACUUUGCAAGCAAUUCUGGGAUAGAGAUAGUUUUAUUGACAAACCUAUCAGAUCAUUUCUUUACUCUUUGGAGAUCGAUUUUCCUUAUAAUAUUCUGGUUGUACGUUUAUUGUCAGCACUUUGCGAGGGACCCUGGCCUGCCAAAUGUGUGUAAGUUUUCUUGCUCUCUCUCUCUCUCUCUCUACUUCCCCAAUACUACUGCUUCGCUGUUACUUUUCUAUAGUCAACAAAUUAUCUAUUCUUUUAUUAUAUUUUUCAUGAUAGGUAUCUUGGCCAUGGUUCGUGUGUGAAUCAUUUUUAUUGACAUAUAGAUUUAUGCACAUAAUUCCAUGUAAAAGAAUCCUCAUAUAUAAGGUCUGAAGUCUUCCUUAAUUUUCUGUCAAUAAUUUUCAUGAGAAACUGUACUUGGGUUCCUUGGAAAUUGUUGUAAUGUGAUUUUUCAUCAUCUUUUAUAACUUGUUAUCCUUUAUCUCUUUUGAUAGACUUGGGAUAAUUUUUUUGAAUAUUUUGGCUCAUCUAUAGAUCUAGACUUUCUUGAUUUGUUUAAGUUUGGGUCCUUUCCAUUGGCGAAAGUGAGUGUUAAUUACAUACUUUUGACAAAGGAUGUAUGCUGUGAAAUUAACACGCCACAAGUAAACAAAAUUUAGUUUCUCAUUGAAACAUAUUCAGAUUUUGGUUGUUAUUUUAGGACCAUGGAUAAUGGAUGGGAUGAUACUGACUUGGUGAAUCUAUAAUGUAAAGCUUAUGUGAUAGUUCUACUUGGUGUAGCCCAUUUAAGAGUUUAUUGGAUGAGGCUCAAUUGUAAAACAUAUCAUCCUUUGUGGGAGACCUCCUUCCACGAGGGAUUCUAACUUUGGUCUUAGUGCUCCACGAUUACUAGUAGAAUUCCGUGCGAUGCUUGUGGAGUUCAAAUUAACUGGAUAUAAUUUGAUACAAUGGUCAUAAUAUAUUCAAGAGGUUUUGAUUGGAAGAGGAAUAUUACAUCAUUUGUUAGAAGGGAAUCUAGAUCCCUUGUCUCAUGAAUGCCAUAGAUGGAGAGAAGAGGAUGCACUAAUCAAGACUUGGAUUUGGGGAACGAUGAUUCCUCAAAUUAGUUGAGAUUUUUUCUUCUUAGGUAGAGUAAAAGAUUUAUGGGAAAAACAGUUCACACAAAAUUCUCACAGAAGAAUAAUGAGGCUAAUAUAUACGAAUUAAAGACAAAAUCAAUGUAUAUAAUGCUGGGAAAUAAAUAUGUGCUGGAAUAUGUUGGAGACUUGAAAGGUUUAUGGCAGGAACCUGAUUAUCACCUUAGUGACGACACAAAAAACCUAGAUUACUUCUCUACAAAAUUUCAUAGAACGAAGAAGAGUCUUUAAGUUUCUUUCAGGACUUAACUAUGGUUUUGAUCAUGUCAGACAAUAGAUUUUGAGUCACGAGAGGAAAUCUGAUCUAGAUGAGGAAAGUCGUCUGAAAUUGAUAAUGUUAUUAUUGCCUGAAAUUGAUAAGGCUGCGUUUGUGAUUAAACCGGGUGAAAAUAUGAAGAAAGCCACAGAUCAGAUUCAACAUCUUCAACCUGGUCAAGGGAAAAAUCAAAAGUCCAAGUUUCAAAAUAAUAUAUGGUGUACAUACUGCAAGAAACCUUGUCACACUAGAGAUAGGUGUUAUAAACUUCAUGGUAGACCACAAUCUGUUAGCACUGAAAACAAUGGAAGUCAAGCACAUUUGGCAGCAUAAUUACCUACCAAUCAGAUUUUCAAUCAACCAUCAGAUCCCAAAAAAAAUCCAACACUCUCUUUCGUUUCAGAUAGAUGAGAUAGAAGGAUUUUGAGUUGAAUUGAAAAAGUUGGAAGUCAACAGUGACAGAUCACUCAUUAAUUCAACCUAAUAAGUUUCAUUACUCUCUUCGAAUCAGGGUCUCUUUUAGAGACAUUUCUAACAAUUGGGUAGUGGACGCAGGAGCAAUGGACCAUAUGACGAAUUCUUCUCAUUUUUUUAUCAAAUACAAUCCUUGUCUUGGUGACAGAAAGGUAUCUACUACAUAUGGAUCUUUUCUAACAACUAAUGGUAUAAGAGGCCUUAAACUUGAACCCUUUCGGAAUUCUUAAUAAUGUCGUUCAUAUCCCAAAAUUAUUUACAAAUUUCCUCUCUAUCAAGAAACUCGUGAAAGAUUCACCUUAUCGUGCCUGUUUUGAUUAGGAUAUUUAUGUGAUAUUUGAUAAGGUACAUUGUUAGAGGAUGAGAGUUGCUAGAAAACGUGAAAGACUCUUACUAGAAGGAUUUGCCAAGCGUACCUAGUGGAAGCAGAUCAACACCUAAAGCCUCUAGAAGAUGAUCUUGACAUACGAUUACUCCACCAAAGAAUGGGUCAUCCUUUCUUCAGCACUUUGAAAAUUCUUUUCCUAGGUGUUCUUAGACAUCCUUAAGUGUGAUGUGUGUAAACUCUCUAAACACACUCGUGCUUCUUUUCAAACUUAAGGAGAAAGUGAGACGAUUGUUACUUUUAUAGAUGGCUGUACACAGUGUAUGUUGAUGUUUCUUCUAAAACAGAAGUUUAAUGUGUGAUAUUUUAAUUUUUUUCUAUGCUAUGAUUAAAAAUCAGUUCAACAUCAGUUCAAAGAAAAUCAGAUCCAACGAUGCUAAAGAAUACUUUAGCCAAAGUCUGACUUCGUAUUUCCAAUCAGAGGGUAUCUUCUUGUGUAUAUACUCUACAACAAAAUGACUUAGCUGAGAGGAAAAAUCGACAUCUUUUAGAGGUAACUUGAUUGAUUCUAUUUCAGAAUAAUGUGCCAAAAGUUUUCUGGGGUCAGACUGUCAAAACAGCUACAUAUCUCAUCAGUAGAUUGUCCUCUAGAACCUUAGAGUAUAUACUCUACAACAAAAUGACUUAGCUGAGAGGAAAUAUCGACAUCUUUUAGAGGUAACUUGAUUGAUUCUAUUUCAGAAUAAUGUGCCAAAAGUUUUCUGGGGUCAGACUGUCAUAACAGCUACAUAUCUCAUCAAUAGAUUGUCCUCUAGAACCUUAGACUUCCACAGUUCUUUAAUCUUGUUAGCAGUCCAGUUUCAACACCAUCAAAUUAAAACCAUGUUAGAACCCAAGAUAUUUGCUUGCUUUGGGGGUUUUCAGCUGUUGUAAAGAAAGUUGCCAUAAAAAUUAAGAAUUAAAGGUGAGGUUGUGAUGACAAAUGAGUGCUACCAUAGUUCUGAUGAGAGUCGACAUUUCUCAAUUUGACUUUGAAGGAAUCUGAUCUUCCUUGUAGAUGUUACUUUUUAUAAACCCACCAAAAUCUAGAUGGUCGGCUUAUUCUGGUGCAGAGUCUGCCAUUUAUGGCUGGCUGGGUGAGAUCUGGGCUGGAUGGCCCAAAUGGUUGCCUGGAUAUGUUUUAAAUUAGUUUGGAUCAGUUAAUAUAUUAGUCUGCCUUGGAAAUAGUCAUGCAGAAUUGAUCCAACAUUUAUUCUGGAUUCAUGUCCCAUAAUUCAUUGAAAGAUCCAUCUAGGAAAUGUCCAUGAGACAUUAUUUUAAAAUGACAGUCUGUGGUACUUCAACCACGGAGGAGCAAUUUCAUUUACGUUUUAGUUUUAUUAAACUAAUCAGGGCUUUUGGUCAAGUAGUUGGAGGAUGUUUGUGGCCAAGUUUCGGAAUGAUUUUCCCCCCCUUUUUUUGUGUUGGUUGGGAGGAGGGGGGGAAGGUUUUCGAAGUAUCGUCAAUGGUGACGAAGGAGGAGGUUAAGCACCCAAGGCGUUCAUUCUGGCUUUGCUAAUCGCCAUUUAUAGACGUGAUGACAUCCUCAAACAGGUUCUUUCCAAUAUCCAUUCACGGGUGAUUGACACUGCCUAACCAGAAACCUGCAUUAAGCUGGUAAUUUUUUUUAAAAAAUUUUACAAUUUAUUUAAUUACUUCCAAAAAGGAAGUUUGUACAGAAUAAAACAAUAUUUUUAGAAUGAUUUUUAUUAAAUAAUAUAUUAAAUAUUUAAAAUGAAAUAAUAUGUAAAAAUUUUAUGUACAUUAUUUUACAUUCAUAUAAAAUGUAUGUAAAAGUAGUGUCCCCUUGGUAUGAAUUAUUGGACCAUUGUGUAAAUUGCCUUGAUCUCUUAAAAGCCUUGGGGGGAAGUAACUGUUCAGCUAGAGACCCAGUUGCAUGCUUGCAGAAUAAUAAUAAUGGCAAUUUCUGUGGAUGGCUAAGAUGAUGUGGUGGCUCUUUGUAUGCGUAGUGUGAGCUUGCAAUCUAUAUGCGGCCUCAUAACUUCACUUUUUCCACUUUCUGUUAUUGACAUUUAGCAUAUUGUUGUUGACAUAUGAGCGUGUUUUUAUAGACAUUGGGCUGUCAUCGAUGACUGUAAAGUAUGGUGACUUAAAUUGAACAGGAUCCUUUAAACCAUUCGAAAGAAGUCAUGAGGCUUGUUUUAUUUUUUUUUGGAAGAUGCAGUUGGGAUGCUUAUUUGUAGGGGUUAAGGACACGAAUGCAUAUAAUAAACACUGGUGUGGAUUAGUUGAUUCUUUAGUUAUAAGCAUUAUGGAAAACUGGUCCUUUGUUCCAUUUCACGAAAUAAUUGGUUUCCCGGAUUUUUUAACUCUCUUUUUUUCGUGUGCUUCUGAAUCUUUGCAAGUACAGCUCUGGAAUUGAAUGUUAUCCUUUGUGUUGAUAGAACAUUGUAUCUGAAUCUGUGUUGUUUGAUGUCCAGAUGCAACACCGCGGAUGCAGAAUUCAUUAAUUCGAUUGUUCUGACUGUCCACCAUGUAGAAUUGCACCUGUUUUAUUGUUUUCUGAUGUAUUAGACCCUUGUUUUGUUGCUAAUUAGGAAGCCCUUGUUCUUAUAAUUCACAAGUGAACAAGGAAAGACAAAAGAGGAACGAAUUCACAAGAGUUGAGCCAUGCCCAGUAUCGAGGCAAUAUUAUGCUCCGGAUAACUCUCCACAAAUAGGCUUAUCCAUUGAUGUAUGAAUAGGGUAAUUGUGUGAAGCUCUAAGGGUAUGUAAGAAAAGUGGAGGGUUAGGGUAUGAAAGAGUAAAACACAUGCAAACGAUGACCCAAUUUGUUUGGAACUUUAUGUUUGCUGGAUAUGUUUAUCUUCUGGCAUCUUGUCUCUGUCUAUGUUAUCUACAUAGAUUGACUUUGGAAGUCGGCCUAAACUAACUCUAAAGUGUUCAUAUGUCAAAAUGAUCUGUCCUGAAUAGUGCUGCAACCCUAGGAGGAUAUGCAGAUAAAAAAAUUCAACUCGCAUCACAUCAUAGGUGACUGUUAUAUACACGUAACAGGGCCACAAAACAAGGAAACUACCAGAUAACUAGGAAACUGACAAUCAAUGACUUAAACUGGCAAACUAGGAAACGGUCUAACUAAGAACCGAACUCCUAAUUUUUUGUUCUUUCACAAAUUAUCCCAUGUUGAAAGGAAUCAACUACAAACACAUUUGGAUUUCAGUGGACUUUUAAGCACUUCUUUACUUUUCCAGAGAGUAUAAGGGAGUUUGACUUGGAUUCGUUCACUAGUUUGACGUUUUUCAGUGCAUUUCAAUUUGAAAUUUACUCUCUUUAGCGUCAAAGUCAUGAUUUACUAAAAUGGCUGACUCAGGGUAUCAGCCUGGACUUUAUAUCAAAGUGAUGAGUUAGUUCCCAAAAUGUACAAAUUUGUGAAUCUUUUUUCUUCGCUGCCUUGGUUUUCUUGACCUAGUAUUUUGACGUUGUAUCUUAUUCUGCACAUUGUGCUCAGUUCAUUGGUAUUGAUAAGGACUCCUUGUCUGUCUUCGUUUCAGAUUCUUAGGGAUGCUUGUAUUUUUCAGUAGCAACUAAUGCAAGGCUUCAUCCAGGACUUAAUAAAAAUGUUUUCAGUUUUCAUGAAUCUGUCAAAGUUAAUGUCCACUGUGUUGGUGUAAUGGCCGAAUGUUUUGGCCAAAAUUAAUGGCGCUUGAAAGUUCUCAUUUCAUCAUUACUGGUUAUGCUUUGUUAUCUGUUUUGCCGCCAGCCUUAACAUGAAGGCUUUAAUUGAACCACAGGCUCUGUUUUUUCCAUUAAAGUUAUUGGGUUCUCAGUAUAAGCUUUGGAAUAUCCUGUUUGUUAUUAUCUACAUGGUCUGAUGAAGUGAUUGGCAUAUCAUGCCCCUCUUUGUUUAUAUGUUUGCUAAAACUUCCCAUUGCAGAUUCAACUUUUUGUGCAACAUGACUUAUACGACUUCAUUAUAUGAAGUUCCUGGUGGUUGUCGGACAUUGAGUAGUGACAUGACUGUUGUGGCGCCCCACCUGUUGUAUGUUGAAAGUUUUGAUGUACUUACCAUUCCGAGUGGAGUGCAGGGACAUGUUGUGAGAAUAAUUGACGAUAAUACUGCCCUUAUUCGGUGGAAAGUAAGUGCGUGCUUCCCAAUUGGUUUUCGGUUGAUUUUAUUUAUAUGACUUGCUGGUGAUUGGUAUUGUUUGGAAAAUUGAUCUGCUAUAUUUUCCUUAUGCCAAUAAAACUAGAUCAUCAGCUACCUUAUGACAUUCCCUGAUGAUGUCCCCAUCCAAACUAACAUUUAGUAAGCUAGUGCCUUGAAAAAUGGACAAUGAGAUGUAGUUACCUUUUAGGUUUUAUUCGUCUAAUUAUUAAAAAAAGAUAUGAUGCAGGAGGAGCUGAUGUCUGGGAAAGUUUUUUUGUUUGGAUUUUUAGUCCUGACGGUUGGAAAAACCUGGGAUGCAUCCUAUGUAUUGCUUUUCUUUUCUUUCGGUGUCAUACAUUAAAUAACAUCAGAAAAGCUUGUUGGUCGUCUAGUCACAGUACUUGAUUGGCAUCUCAGAGUUUAGAGAUUCUUCCUCGAAUCUCCUCUAUCCUUUGGUCUUUAAUCAUUACAGUCUGCCGAUACUGCAAUUUUCCUGUAAUCUGCCUUACCCUAUGAUCUUAAUAUAAUAUUCCAGAUGAAGUAUAAUCUGAUGCGUCUUCGUUUCAUUUUUUUUUUAUAAUUUUCUCUGCGACUUUAUUGCUGCCCAUCCUAGAUAUUUGCUACAGUCAACUAUAGGAAGGUAUACAUGAUCAAGUUGAGAUGCAUCAUUGAGCAAAUCGAAGGAAAAUUAAUUGAUUGAGUAUAUUGUCUGUCACAGGGAUAAUUAUUAUAACUAUUUUAUGACUGAAGGAUGCUGUAAGCUAGGCUUCUUAUUCUUUUCGUCAGAACUAGGACACCCAUAUCAGCUACUCAUUUACUGGUUGUGAUAAGGUUAAUGUGUCUUUGUAAUAGUUGAUAAUGCUUCUUAUUCUUUUUUGUCAGGACUAGGACACCCCCAUCAUCUACUCAUUUACCUGUUGUGAUAAGGUUAAUAUGGCUAUGUAAUAGUUGAUAAAGGUUCUAUGAUCUUUUUUUGACAUGUGGCAUUUAAUGCAGUGUGGUUAUUCUGGAGUCAUAGUGCUGCUCUUGCGCCUGGCGCAGGAAUUUCAUUCAAAUAGCUACAAGAAUAUCUCUCUCACCCUUGAUCUGCUUUAUCGGAUGUGUCUGUAUAACACGGUAAUUUUUUUGAGCUAUGAGCAUGAUGUUCCCAUCUUUUGCCUGUGUUUUUUUUUUUUGAAAUCCUGUAAUUUUUGAGGGGUUCCUUGUUUAGUUUAAAUUUUAAGGCUUUUGUGUGGAAAUAUUUUAAUUAAAUUAUUUUUCACAAUUCUGUCACAUCUCGUGGAAAUAUGCAGUCUGCAUUUUUUAUAUUUAGGACUUAAAUGGGAUUUUGAGCGGCUUCUGGUUUAGUUAAGGUUUUAAAACUUUUGUGUAUAAAUAAUCUUUGAUUAUAUUAUUUUGUCACAAUUCUGUCACAUCUUGCGGAAUCUGCAGUCUGCAUUUUUAUUUUUUAUGUAGCGAAUGUGGGCUAAACUUGAUCCAUCCGACAUAACUAUUGUUUUUUGUUGUUUUGCAUUUUUUAUUUUCUACUCAUUAUUGCUCCAACAGAAUGGAAGAGAAUAAGGUCAGAAGACACAAUUCUUUGGCUGGGGUGAUGAUAGUAUUGAAUGGCUACUUACACUGAUUAGUGUGUGAUCAAAGCAACUGACAUUUUGUUUGGGUCCACUUCUCUAGGUUAGUAAAGGAAAAACUUAAAAACUCUCAAUAUCAAAACGCAGGAAAAAUAUUUUUUGCCAUUCUUGUUCUCCUACGGAUGAAAAGUACAUUGAAAUUGAUUGUUCUGAAUUAUAUUUCUUCAGGUUAAGCCUGUCUUCGUCAUAAACUUAUUAAAAUUUUUUAUCUCUUUUGAUUUGCGUUGUCAGUUCCUGAAAAUUUUACAUUAUUGCAGUCAGGGAUUCAUUUUUAAAAUUUUUUUCAUUCAAAUUUGAUUCAGAGAAUAUGUUUUGCAUUAAUGGAAAUCAGUCAUUCUUCCAUUUUGCAAUCAGCUCAAUUAAAGGCAGACAUGGAUACAACUUCAAGGUUUGUGAUCUGGAUAAGACUGUUGUGCUGAAAGUGUGAGUCUUUACUUCUCUAUUUACUGAGCAGUGGUGGCUCACUUUGUGGUUUUAUUUGCAGGAUUGAUUUAGUGAAGGUAAUAUGUUCCUUGGCUAUGAAAUUAGUGCGUGGGGUUGGUAGCGCCGAACUUGUGUCUUUGUGCAUAAAUAUUCUUGGCGAAAUGUUGAAAUGGUGAAUACUUCUGGUCCUUUAAUUUUCCUUGGUUACACAACAAAAUGGUUAUAUUUUUCUAUUUGAAGUGUUAUUAAGGACAAGAUAUAUGUCUUUGGCUGGUUUUGCUUAGUAUAAAAUACGUUAGCUCCUGGAUCAGAUGUUUCAUACGUUUUUUAUCAUGUUAAAGUUUGUGCAGUGACCUGAAGGGAAUACAAGAUGGAUAUUUAAUGUUGACUCGGAUUUCUAUUUACCAGUAUUUUUGCUUGUGGACACAUCAUGUAAAUCAAAUAUGAACUGACAGCAUAAUACUUUGCAUCACUUUUGUAUUUUCUAAAUGCAUUGGCGGGAACCGCUGUUAUAUUUUAAAGCAUCACAUCCAAGGGUAUGAACUGAGUUAUUUACCAAAUCAAAUAGUAUAGAAAGAUUUUAUUUUGACAUUAAUUACGCGAUAUACCGUCCUACUUGUUAAGUUCUAUACAUUCAGUUUCCUGUCUCUUCUUAAUGUUUGAAUGUCAUUGCUUAGAAACUGAGUUUCCCAACAUUUUUCUGCGAGAUCACGGUGGAUUUUCUAUUGAGAUUUGCUUUGAAAAAGAUUCAAUUAUAUAUUCCUUAGCUUCUGUUGAUCAUUUGUCCUUGUCAUAAUCCCUGAUUAUGUAUUUCUCUGAAAGCACUGACAGCAUUUUUUAUUUAGCUUUAUUAAAAAAGGUGACACUAAUCUUCUCUUUCUCUUUCAAUGUAGCUCACCAUCAUAUGUAGUUGAACUGAUUCUGAGGGCAAAUAUUUUUGGAAGAAGCUACAAUGGUCCGUCAAGGUGAGUGAAUUUAGUGAUGAUUUUUGUGUUUUGGUCGAUGUUCGUUGUGCAUCUUUGUAAUAAUACAUUUAAGAAAAAUCUUCAAUUAGCUUCGUUUUUUAUGCAUAUAUGUACAUGUGCCCAGGAUUGAAAGAGUUGAGGCACAUGUAAGGUAGACAAACAGUGUCUUUUAUGCAUGGUUGUCUUUCCUAUAGAACAGAGACACAUAAGGCCAUGGCAGGGAAGAAAAAAGGUAGAGCUAAGUUGGUUUGUUGGAGGGUUGGGUGGUUGAAUGGUUGGGGUCAUAAAGCUUUCUGAGAAGAAUGAAUAUGUAUGGUUCUCUGAAAAGAUUGAAUGUACUUUGGUCCAGCCUAUUUUUAUAUAAAUUCAGUGAUUUCUGAUGAGGUGUAUCUCAAUAUGGAUGUGUGAAUAUUGGUCUAUGCAUGUUUCAUACUGAUUUUCUUGUGUUCUUUAGAUUUCAGUCUUACAUAAUUUUUUGUUUCGAAAAAUAAUUUUUUUAGUCCAAUUUCGAAAAAUGAAGUUGUCCACAUAUUGGAUCAUGUGACUCAAAGCCAUUGUGCUAAAGGAGGAUGCUUCAGCUGUUCUAUCGCAGCGUCUUAUUUGUUUCCCCAAUGCGUGAUUAUUGUUGUACAUCCUCUGAUUUCUAGUCCAAUUUCAGUUAGGUUUUGACAUAUAGAAAAUAGAAAUUUACACUACUCUAGAGCAUAACCAUUAGCUCUCAUACAAUGUUGAAGUAUUGGGCCAUCCAAAUCAAAACUAAAUUACCAUGAGUGCGGUAUGCCCAUUAUUAAAACCUCAUAAGUUUAUUUGCUUAUUCAAGUGUGAGAUAUAGAAAAUAUAUAAUAUCUGCAUUCGGCUCAUUCUAGCUUUUUCUGAUACACAUUAAUUUUUAUUGUGCUUUCAGUGGUCCAUGGUUUCUUUCCGGAGGUCUAGCCAAAAUGGUUUUGGCCGAGUGUGAACAGAACAUGAACGUGUGUUCAUUAACUAUGGCUGGUAUGCUUGUCUUUGGGUUGAAUCUACCUUUCUUUGAUGUAAUGUGAAGUACUAUUUAAUUCCUUAUCAACCUGCCAAAUAACGCCUUUUGUGUGUUCUCUCUCAAGAUUGGUGCGAUUGCAUCUUUGUUCCUUGAAAUGGCUUUUUAUUACUCCACCAGCUGGUUCCCUCUAGUCAAAUAGAAAGGGAUUGAAUCAUAAAUGUAUUGGGAUAGUAAGCCCAACAAAUCUACUGGGCCAACUAGUUCGCACCCCAAUAGCUUGAUGUACAUUUAACUCUCUGACCAAAAUUGUGGCGAACAACAUCAGAUCUGCUCAACCAGGGCCGUUGAGGAUCUAUGAAUCUCAAGUAUGGUUUGCUUGCUUGGAGGUUAGCCAUCACAGGUGGAGAUUUUGGUGUCUACGAUUUUAGAUGCAUUUUGACCAAUUGAAAAAACAUCCUGGGAUCCGUCAAAACACUUGCCUUGAAAUUUCAUAAUGACAGUUGCAAAAUAUUGGUUUACAGUGUGUCUAUCCAUUUUCUUGGAUUAUGUAAAUUGUGCAAAUUGUUUCAAUCUUCUGUAUCGUCGUGGACCGGCCUUUUUAUGUAUAUUUACCAUUCGUUCCAUUUUUGGCAACUAUGCAGUGCUAGAUUUUACUAGGCAACUCGUGGAAGUCGGAGCAGAUGAUGAAAUGGUAUCUUCACUCGUGAUAUUCGCUCUUCAGUAUGUUUUAGUUAAUCAUGAAAACUGGAGUUACAAGUUUGGAUAUGACCGUUGGAAGGUGACACAGAAGGUACAUGUUUUCACUUUUAUAACUGUGAUAUUUUUUCAUUAAAUUUAACGUCAGUUCUGCUUAAUCUUAACUCGUUUAAGUUAUUUCUCAGCGAAUGUUUCCAGACCGCCUUGGCAAACAACUGUUCACGUUUUCUUUGAUGGAAGGAAUACGCUCCAUCUGAAUGAUUUUGUGUGAAUAUAAGUUCAUAUGAACACAAAAACUGGUUUUUAGGCCGAGCUCAAAUAUGUUUUGGACUGGGUUCGAAGUUUGUCAGGAGUAUACACCAAGUUCUGUCCUCCUUUCCCCAUCUCAGUAUCUCUCUCUCUCUCUCCCGGUUCUUCCCUCCCUCCACUCACGCCUGCACUAUCUUACCCCUCUCCACUUUCCCCCCUCGAGCAGAGGGUUUUCUCUUCCCUCCUCUGCCUGCAUAUUCAAAUCAUUGCAAACCUCAUUCCAACGUACUACCCAUCCUUCCCCUUUCCCGUCUCCCUGGUCUUCAUUCCAUCUCAUCUUUUUCUCCCCUUUCCUCCCUAAACUAGAAAAUUCCUCUCUUCAACCUCCCAUCCUGGCCUAUGAAUUCUAGUUUGCUCAUCUUCUGAGGCUUGUCUGGACUUGAAAACGAUGUAUUGGUUCAACUUGUACUUUGCAAGGCCUGUCCCAGCCUGGUCGCAUCCUAAGAGUCAUGGGGAGGAUGGUAGUAUGGCAAUAUGAUUAAGAUUAUCCUAGCUAAACUCUGAAAUGGUUAUCUUCUUGGGUUUAAUGGGAGGCUAUGUUCAUUUUUUGAGGUAGAUGUAUGUAAGUGUUCCGCCAAGCUAAUCUACACCCGAAAUUUGAUAAAGUUUAUCACAUUAGUUGGAAACAUCAAUCCUAAUCUCGUCUCUGUAAUCAUCAUAUAGUUGUUUCGCUUUUUAAAAAAAAAAACAGUUGUCAGACUUGGGAAAGUUGUUGAGAGAUAUUACUGGUAAUAUCAGAUAAUUGGUUGUUUAUGAUUUUAUCUUUUUACCAUUUUGUUGAAGGAUCCAUUGAAUAUGGCUGCUUAGUGCUAUAAAGUCCUGAAAUAAAUGAAUCCAGUGACUUAUACGUUUAGCAGUACGUAUAUAAGUGCUCUUGUUUAUAGUGUCGUCUUAGGAAGAAUCGUAGAAAUUGUGUCAUUGUAUUUGUUACGCAGAACAAGUUUUUCUAUAUUAGGCUUUCCUUCUAUUUUCCUUUAUGUCCUAUUAUUAGAUGUAUUUCCUUUUCGUGUUUCUGUUAUUAGACCUUUCUAUAAUAUCGGAAAUGUUUAUUAGAUGCCAAUAUAUAAAUACUGGCGUACUGCCCUUAGAAAGGGCUAAGUCAGUUUUUCCUUUCCUACUUCUAUUGUAUCUUGUAAUGUGGUAUCAGAGCUUUCUCUCUGAUCCUGUGUAAAGACUGCCAACAGAAGAUCAACCAACCUUGGUGGCGAUGACGUCUCCACAUUGUAGGGAGUGUCGCCUGGUGAUCUUCUUCCUGUCUACAGUACCUGAAAUUGUGAGGUUUCUUGGUCGUAAGUAGACCGACGGAUUCCUUGGAGAGUCAUUACACCAUCAUCGUUUCUUGACAGUGGGGGACAUCUACAGAUACACCGUCGUCGAUUCUUGACAGUGGCAGGACGUCUAUGAAUACAUCGUUGUCAUUUUUUGAUGGUGGCAGAUGUCUGCGAAGACAACAUUGUCGUUUUUUGACAGUGGUAGUUAUCCUCAGUUAUUCGGACCACAUCAGGGAAUCUCUGUUUGAGAUUUUUUUUUGGCUAUCUGGUCACGGUUGAAAAAUAUGGUGACAAAGGUCAGUGAAUCUUCCUUCUCUGGCCUAGGACAUUCAUUUGAAGUACUUAAGGUAUGUUCAGAUCUACCUAAAAUUACUAAGAGAUUUUGAUUUGACAGAAUCAAUUUGUUCCAAUGGACAUCAUAUGUGGAACUUACUCUAUGUGAGAGGAAUCUGGAUUGUCACCUAACGCAAUCCUCACCAAGUAUUGACAACCCCGGAUAUUUUCAAUGGAAAGAAGAAAAAGCAUUGAUUCAAUAUUAGAUGCUACACAAUAUUUCACCAAAGAUAAGUGAUAGAUUUCUUUUUUUGAAAUAUGUGAAGGAAUUAUAGGGCAAGGUUCGUCGUGUUCACUCUACUAACCAUGACGAAUCCCAAAUUUAUAGAUUGGUAUAGAAAUCUCUGACUUUGGUACAUGAAAUAUUGAUUGUUCUGGAAUAUGCUUGCGAAUUGGAAUCCAUUUGGAGAGAAAUUGACCACUACAAACCAAUCAAGAACCUUGAUACUAAAGAACAAAAUUAUAUCAUGAAAGACAGGCUGUAUACAUUUUUGAUGGGGCUAAAUCUAGAAUAUGAGACUCUAGUAAAUCAGAUACUUGCUCGAGAAGUAGUACCAGAUAUUGAAGAGGCAAUUGUAUUACCUAGACAAGAAGAAAAUACUAAAAAUUUGAGAAUGAUUUAAAGAUAGAAAAUGUUGCAUUCAGCACUCUCAAGGGCAAAGAUACCUCUGUAUUAAAAAAGGAGGACAGUAAAGUAUCGUUCAUCAAAGGGGAUCCUAAGAUUAAUCUGAAGGCACACCUAUUUUGCACUUAUUGUUGGAAAAAUUGUCACACUAGGGAGACAUGUUGGAAGAUCCAUGGCAAACCACUGAAUUAUGGUAAGUUGCAUUUGGCUAAUGCUCAAAAUGAAGAUGGUGUUGAGCCCAUGAUACAAGGAGGAGCUAGUCAAGAUGGAUCUACUUCCUCUCGUCCUUCAGAGAUUGGAAAACUCAGAGAAGAAAUUGAACAAUUGAGCAGCAUGAUCAGCUCCACUUCCUUUGCACAUACUAGUAAGCAUUUUCCUAAACAUUUUCCACUAUACUUAAAUAUCUCAUCAUUGACAUCACCUUCACCCCAAAAAGUGUCAUGGAUCAUUGAUUCUGGAGCUACUAACCAUAUGAACACCAUAUGCAUCACUAUUCAUAACAUAUGAGGUAUGGAGCAAUAAUCGGAAGGUUAUAUAGCAAGUGGGGAUUUGUUUCCUAUAGCUAGCAUUGGAUCAAUUCAUCUUGAGAAAUUAGGGCCAUUAAGAUAUGUUCUUUAUGUUCCAAGAUUGAAUGCACAUCUAUUAUCAUUGAGAAAAUUGGGCAAAGGCUUGAAUUGUUUGAUAUUAUUUGACGACGAUUUUUGUUUCUUCUAUGACAAGACCUCAGGCAGGAGGAUUGGGCAUGUUAGAGCACGGGAUGGACUCUAUUACACAGGGCGUAUGGACAAGACAUUGUUGACAAAUUCUAGUCCAAACAUUUCUACUUUUGCUUCUACUUUUCUCUUGAACAAAUUGUUGUUGUUGCAUUGUCAUUUAGGACAUCCGUCAAUAAAAGUACUUUGGUACUUGUUUCCAAAACUAUGUCAUGCAAUUGGUGAAUCUACUUUCAUAUGUGAACCAUGUCAAAUGGCUAAGUGGCGACGAAUUUUAUUUCCCUCUGCUGGAAAUAAAAGUGAAUCCCCUUUUUACAUGAUACAUUCUGAUAUGUGGGGCCCUUCUUCAUCCAGUGGUGUUAGGGACUUCAGAUGGUUUAUAAUCUUUGUAGAUGAUUGUACUAAGUUCAUAUGGAUUUACCUAAAACAAAAUCAGAAGCUAAUAGUGUUAUUUAGAGGUUUAUCAAGCUAAUUCAAACUCAGUUCAGUAUAACUCCUAAGAAAUUCCGAUCAGACAAUGUUAAGGAUUUUUUCAAUUCUAUUGUCUCCAAUUUCUUUGUUGAGGAGGGCAUUGUUCAUGAAUUUUCUUGCCCCUAUACACCCCAGCAAAAUGGGGUAGCUGAAAGAAAGAUUGGGCAACUACUAGAAAUAACAAGGGGUGUCAUGUUUAAAGCCCAAGUGCUGAAGUACUUAUGGAGUGAGGCAGUACUAACGGCCAUUCAUCUUGUUAAUCGUCUCAUUAGAAGCAUUAUUAUUUAAGACUCCCAAAGCCGUAUUGUAGGGUCAUUAUCUGACUGUGCAGUAUGGACCAAAGUUACCUCUUCGAGUAUUUGAGAGUGUUGCAUACAUCUAUCAAUCUUUGUGGACUGUCUAAAUUUGCCCCUAGAGUCGUAAAGGCAAUCUUUGUGGGCUAUUCCAAUACAAAAAAAGGAUAUAAAUUUUAUGACCCAAGAUAUCAAAAAAUUAUUGUGACAAUUAAUGUCACUUUUGAUGAAAGUAGUAUGUAUUUUCAGCAGACAACAACUCAAGUAUCUAGUUAUGAUAUUUUUGUGCCAAAAAAACACGAUUUACAUAUUGAGAUUCUCAAAGGGAAUGAAGCUCCUGAAAUGAAUUGAGGUAGCCUACUCUUGUGAAAAAUUAUUCUUAUCUCAAAGAAACUAUAUUACAAAUUUACUCAAAUAUACUGGCAUGAGUUACUGUAAACUAGUGUGUACAUCAAUUGAAGCAAAGCAUUGUAUGGGGCUUCAAAGGAAAGCGAUCAAGUAGAUAAGGGGUCUUAUCAACGGCUAGUUAGAAAAUUAAUUUAUCUAUCCGAUAUUGGACUGAAUAUUGUUUACUCAGUUGGAGUGCUAAGCCAAUAUAUGCAAGACCCUAGGGAGGUGUAUCAUCAAGCUGCUCGAUGAGUCCUAGCCUAUCUUAAAGGAACAAUUGGCAUGGGAAUCCUGUUUAAAACGGGAGAUUAUCUUGCAGUAGGCAUCUAUACCGAUGCUGAUUAUGCUGGUUCCGUUGAUGAUAGGCGCUUUACUACUGGGUAUUGUUGUCUCAUUGGAGGAAAUUUGGUCACUUGGCGAAGCCAAAAACAGAGAGUUGUGGCUCGAUCAAGUGCUGAAGCGGAAUUGUGGAAUUUAGGGCUAUGGCCCUUGGGAUUUGUGAAGGCAUUUGGAUAAAAAAUAUACUAAAUGACUUACAAAUACCCAUGGAAGGUUUGAUUACCUUGUUCUGUGACAAUCAGUCUGCAAUAAGUAUUGCACAUGAUCCUAUUCAACAUAAUAAGACCAAACACAUUGAAGUAGACAUAUGUUUAAUUAAGGAGAAACUUGAAUCGGGGAUGUUUUGCACAGAGUAUGUCUCAUCUACAAAUCAGUUAGCUGAUAUAUUAACUAAGGGCAUUUCUACAACAGAGUUCCUCAAACAAAGUAGCAAGCUGGGCAUGAAUGAUAUCCACGUGCCAGCUUGAGGGGGAGUGUUAUGCAGAACAAGUUUUUUUUCUAUGUUAUGCUUUCCUUCUAUUUUUCUUUCUGUCCUAUUAUUAGAUGUGUUUCUUUUUUCGUGUUUCUGUUAUUAGACCUUUCUGUAAUACCGGAAAGGUUUAUUAGAGGCCAAUAUAUAAAUACUGGCAUACUGCCCUUAGAAGGGCUAAGUCAGUUUUCCCCUUCCUGCUUCCGUUGUAUCUUGUAACAGUAUGAUGUGUGAAGGAAGUUGUCGAAUUUUAGUUACAGUUCAUUUAGUUGUCCUGCAGCUUUAUUUCAAUGUUACAUUGGAAAACUGUUCAUGUACCAUGUGGCUGGUAGUUGUCUAAUUUUUGGUUUUUAAUCAUUUAGUUAUUCUCUUGUUUUAUUUCCAUGCUUCUUAGCAGAGGGAAGCUAGUUUGUUCAGGGUUUUUUUGGCUUUUCAGGUGUUUGAAUUGGUGAAGUCAUGCAUCAAGGCUUUAAAGUAUUCAUCUAAACUUAGUUGUCUGAUUCGAGAAAUAUUACUUUGCGACUCUUCUGUUCACAACAUGCUUACUCGAGCCUUUUGCAUCAAAUCACAGACAUUGGAGGUUAGUGUGUACUUUGGCCACUGCACCUUGACUCUCUAAUGAUAAACCCUUGUAAAUUAGAUACUCUACUAACCUGUGGGCAAGGCAUUGGCAGGGACUGUGUAUAAGCCGACUUUGUGAUUCAAGAGAAAUUGAAGGCUUGCAGCUUUCUGUUUGUUCUGCUUUAGAUGCGGUUUCCUCCAUUAUGAUGGAUCUACUUGAGGUAUUUGCAAUAUUUAAUACAUUUAGAGUUGCUAGAAAGUAGAUUUUUUGAAUGACAAAUAUUCGAGUCUUUUUCAGUGCUCAGUCAUGAUUUUCUUAUUCUCUUUGGUAAGGGUGAGGUUGUUAGUUGACUACAACUAGUGUCAGUCCCCAAUGAGUGAUUGUAGUGGACAUGCAAAGCAGUCUUAUGAAGCUCAUUGAAUCUACAUUAAAUGAUGUUUGUAUCAUGCCAGGUCAAGCAUGUUUGCUUGUUUUGAGGAUUAUGUUUUUUAUUGUGGGAUACUGGUGAUAUAAUUUUGUAAUAUGAAUGAAGGCAGGGUCAAUGGCUGCCUUUGGUGAAGCUGAGGUGACCUUUAAGAGCAUGUAGUAUGGGCUAACAGAGAUGCCGUGCUGAGCAAUAGGCUUUAUAAUUUCACCUAUAAUUCCUCUUCUUAUGGAUACUCCAUUUUCACGUAUCAUUUCCUAGUUGAAGAAUGCUGACUCUUGUAACAAUUAUGCAGCAUAAUAUGUGAUUUCUCGAUGGCUAAUGUGUUGAAGUUAUCUUUUAUGCUGACAGUCUUUCUUUUCUACAUCUUUACUCAUUCUGAUUAUAGCUUGCUCUGGUUUCUGUUAAAAAAUUCAUUUAAUAUCCAUUCUAAAUGUAGUAAUUCAAUUUCAAGUACUUUGUAUGAUGGCAACUGCAUUUUUUUAGCAUUGAGGAUCUUUACCUUCCAGUUAAUAUCAGUCUCUGAAAAUAGUUUCUUCACAAAUUAUCAUAAUUGAUAUCAUAUGGCCCAUACAUAACUUGUGUAAUCUAAGAAGAACACCGUCAAAUGUUUAAGGGUGGAACACCAGGAAGAUCCUAAGACAGGAGUAAGAAUGCGUUGGAACAGGAGGUCAAAAUUUCUAGGUGUUGAGUUAGAGGAGAGAGGAGAAGAAUGGAGACACUAAAAACAUAGGCUGAACGGUGGUGGGAAUCUCCUUUCCUCUUCUAUAUUCUGUUCAUCCCAAGGGUAAAGUUUCACAUAUGGACGCAAUGUUACAUGCUUAGUAGACCCAAAGUAGAUUAGAAUGCUUAGUGGACUCAAAGGGUUAGUUGUUCCAAACACGAUCUGAUAUCUUAAUGGGUCCAACUCUGACACAGAACAAAAAAAAAGACGAUUAGCAUUGGAAAAUAUGCAUCCUUUUGGUAGAUGAUUAUCCUUCUGGCAAGAAAAUUACUCCUGGAUAAGUGGUGAAAAUUGCACAUUUUAUAUAUCAGCAAGCAGAGUUUUUACAAUAUCAGAUACUUCUCUCUUUCACUAAAAUGUUGAUCUUGGAAAAGUUGUUGAUGAUGGCAUAGUGCUUCACUUAAUUUUCUUUGAAUGUUGGUAAUAGAGGAUAUACGGAAUUGAAGAAAAUAAUCAAAAUGCAACAGUAGUCUUUCAGAAACAUUGAUUAGCAUCUGUUUAGUGAAUAGCCCGCCCAGGUGAAUAAAAGCCCCUCGCCUGGACCACUUAGUUUUUUGGGGCUCACCAUAGUGUGGCGUAUAGUAUUUGUCCAUUCGCCACAUUUACAGUCAGAGAUCUGUAGGUGUGUGCAGUAACAACCGUUUGGUAUGCGACAUUUGCCCUGGAAACAUGUUAGCAACAACUUCCUUCCUUUUAGGCUCUACCUAACUACCUUGUUUGAAGACUCUUUUCCUUGUACUGUUGCAACAUUGAAAACAAUCCCAAACAGCAACUGAUCGUGCUAGUCUGUGAGGUUCUAACGCCUACUGCUCACUGGCCAUCCAUAGGUGCUGAUUCAGAUGCAGCUGUAGCACCUGGCAUCAGCUAGCGUUGUUGGUCAACAGGAUUGGUCCCAGCAGCUAGUUGUUUUGAAGUGGACCUAGUCGUGGGUAUCUGGCGGCCAAACUUUCACGUGGGUAAUGACGUCAUUUUGUGUGACUUGUGAAUGAUGUAUGGGAACUUCUGUGGACAAGGGUUUAUGAUUGUUUUACCUGUCAAGUAUGUAAUGAUUAUUUUCAUCUUUUGAAUCACUUAUAAUGAGUUUCAAAUAAUAUCUUGCAUGGGCUCGUUUCCCUGCCGUUUAAGUAGUAACUUUGUUGCAUGGGUGAGUCAUCAACUUUGUUGUCUGAAAAACUAUUCCAGAGAACAACAUUCAUGCCUUUACCUAUCUCAGAAGGAUUAUUCUUCCUCAGCCAAGACUGACCAACACAGGAAUUUAGACACGGAAAAUUGUUGAGCAAAAGAGUGCUCUCAUGACACUCUGUAGUGAAAAUGGACAUCUUCAUGGGUAGCAGUCAACGGGGAAUUAUGCUCGAAGAGAUUCUUGUUCAGCUCCCCAAAUAUCUUUUGGGAUGAGUGUAUUUGUCUAUCUUUGGGUAAGAAGAGAGAGUGAAGGACGUGAGUGUUUCUAGGCUAUAUAUUUUGCAAUGUCAGAAACACACGGAUUUCGAAGUCCAGGUGCCUAUCUACAAAAUGAUGAGAUUUGAGGGCGGUGAAGGCUGUUAUAUGACUUGAGUUCCAUUGUCAAUACCUGUGGCCAAACAUGUCCAGAUGCCAAGGAGCCAAUGGUGACAUUUCUUUGUCUCGGGUUCAUGGGGAUGCGUCAUACUUCAAUUUUGUUGAUUUAUUGAUUAUAAUGAAGAGAAUCAGCAGGGCAUAGUAGUACCAUUGUCUGGCGCCAUUCGCAUACCUAGUUGUAGAUGGGCAGGCUGGCUGGUGUAGCGUCUUUAUUAUAUGUUACUGAAAAAAGAACUGUUCUGCGCAUAAGGUCGUUUUUUCCUGUGUAGUUCUUAUUGUCUUUGUCAUAUUUCUAAUGACAUUCUUUUCUUUCAUACAAGUUUCAGGACACCAGUUCAGACAUACCAGUUUUUAUUCAGUCACUGUUAUCACCUGCUAAACCAGUUCCUGUAGUUACAGCUACAGCAUCGUUGGUUUCCUUCUUUCACAAUACUGUAAGUCAGCAUGCAUCCCUUUUAUCUCAUAAUUCUGUGUGACAUCACGACAUUUUUUUAUAAGACUCUUGUAUGAAAUUCAUAAUUAGAAUGCCGAUUUAUUGGGUUUUUAUUCAAUUUUUCCUUGGAUUAAAAAUAUUGAAACAUGUAGUUCUAUAAAUUUUAUAAUUUCAACGGUGGGUCCUGUAUUAUGAUGCAUAUUGUUUGUUCAAGUAUGGCUCAUUUGCUUAGAAUUCCUGAUUUCUUAAGAAAAUUAAGAUUAGCUCAGAUGAAGUACACCGCAAUACCAAAUUCCCUUAGCUAAAAUUUAUUUUUAAUAGAUUGUUUGUACAACAUAUCCUCAGCACAAUGAAUACAUCAGAAGUAUACAAUGAUCAAUCUUCAUGCGGAUAAUUCAAAGGUAACUGUUAGGACACUGCGUCCUAAGACAGGAAAUCAGGGGAAAUCACAGUGAAAGAAGGGGAAAAUGACGGAGGGAAGAUAAGGCGCAGAAAACCCUAGCGCCGGGAAUGGGGAUGUUCGAGAGCCCGCGCUCUCCCCAGAUGACCUUAAGACUCCCAAAAAAUAGCUUCCCCUCUCUGAUUCCCUGAUUAAGUAAGGGAUGGGGACUAUUGGGCUUGGGCCCGUUUUCUACUUCUAUGAUAGAUAAGGCCCAGUGGCCUUACAGUAACCUGCUAAUCUGCUAGUAGGUUAUAUGCUCGAAAGGAGAAACAAAUGCGUGAGUGUAGGGGAUGUGUUGCUCAUGAUCUCCGUGGUGGUCUGUUUUGAGAUGCGUGACUUACCAUGUUUGAGAUUAGACUUAUUAAACCUGCUUAUUAAUUUUAGGUGGAUAAAUUGUACUGGGCAUAGCUAAUUAUGGAUUGAUCCACGAGUAAAUUUCUAUUGUCUCUGCUGUUUGACCCUCUGUCAGUCAAACGACCAGUCCAGAUAAGUCAAUUUGGUAGAAUAAAUGUAAGUGACACUUUUUGGAAAGCAUAUUUUCGAUGAUUGCUCAUGUAGUUAUACCACCUAGAAUGAAGAUUUUUUCGGUUUGAACAAUUUAACGAAACUCACUCCCUUAACUUCGUUACCUUGCUCAUUUUCAUUCACUUGAGGCGCUGUAGCGCCCUAUCUAUCAAUUCUAAAUCAAUUAAAUCUACGAGUACAGCACAAGCCUGUUCUUUUAUGGUUCCUUUAACUGUGUUUUUUAAUGAGAUAUCCUUGUACGUCAAAUAGUCAGGUUUUGCGCAUGGUUGUGAACCUGGUAGAAGACCAUUUGAUGUAGUGCAGAUUGCAAGUCAUGGAAAAUAUGGACACGAUAAUUUCCACGUUAUCAAUUUUGAGUUCCAGUUGGUUGGUUGAUCAAUUUACUUUAAGCUUUGGGACCUUCCUGUUGACUUGGAAAGUGUCUGCAGGAAGAAGAGAAAUCUGGAAGAGUUUACAUUCUGAAUUGCCUUACAUUGCCUUCUUUGACUAACAUUUUGUUGUUCACAGAGGCUCGUUUAGCUUUAAGUAGAAUAUGAUUUUUGUGUGGAUGUUUGCUUGAUUAUUUUGCCUUGGUUUCAGGCUGUACAAGUAUCAGCUUCUCGAGUUCUCUCGCUGUUGUGCUUUAUUUCCUCAAGGGUGCAGCAAUAUUCAUCAGAAAACACUUUCACUGUUUUAGAUGAUGUGCAGGUUCGUAACUUGCAUGUGCUCUGGAGGUAUAUUUGUAUGAAAUUAUGUCCAUGUCAUUUCUAACGCGUCAUAUACCACUCGAUUUUCAGCUUAAGGAGUUAAGUACUUCCAUGCAUGAAAUUUUUAUUGAUGAAGAGACAAAAAGCGAGGAUCUGCUGUUCUCUGUGGUGAACCUCCUGAUUUCUGCAGCCUAUUUUCAGGUCUGUGCUGCAAAAUGACAUAAUGUUUUUCUACAUUUCCAUGGAAAUUGCAUGGGUUUCCUUUAUUUUAUAAGAAACCGUUUCCUAGCUGUGAAUGGAUGCUUGUAUUGCACGUGGCCUCGUCCUUUUCUGCGACACCUUGGGAAGGAAUCAGUGAAACUGUUCGGAUGGUUGACUUGCCCAUUGGGUUGGGAUAAAUAAUCUUCAGAUUUACAGGUAUAAUCUGAUUCCCUUUUAGAUGAUAACUCUUAUGGCAAAAUGGGUUUGGAUGAAUCCAUGCUAUCCAGAGUAAUCUCUAUGGGGAAGAAAUCAUGGGUGAAACCUGAGACACUACCAAUAAAUAUGUCCGAGUAACCACUUUUUUUUUAACUUCCACCGUUUUUUUGUUCUUUCCGAGUGCCAAUAUUAUAUAGUGGGUUGGCCAAUGCUGCGGAUUGGAGAUGCUAAAGGAAUUAGCGGCUAGGGCAAAGAAGACAACUCCUACUCCCUUGUAAUGUAUCUGUAUGUAGGCACAUGGUACCGUUCAACAUAGUUUGUCGAUCUUUAUGUCAUGUACAUUUAGUAACUCACAUGAGUUUGGAAAUUACUUUUAGAAUUUUUUUUUGUAGAAUUUUGUCUGUCUUCACCAAAAAAUUGGUUAUCUCCUUUUUUUCUUAUUUCUGGAGGGACCGUAUGACACUAACCCUACAGACAGUGGACCUGGUGUGGUAUAGUUUUUAUCACAAUCAUUGACUAGUCUUUCCUCGUGUUAGCAUUGUGAAUCCAAUUUUUUUCCAAAUCCUCUUUUUUCCAGUAGUGUUGUAAUCUCAUUUGAACAUGUGGAUCUUGCAGCCUGCAUUCCUAACCUCUAUUAUAUUAUCUCUGGACAUGGAGUUGCAAUCAAGUAAUAUGAAGCAGCAGUUGAUCAAUGAUCCCGCAGUCGUUUCCUCAGAUUCCUCAAAGACAAGGGUCUUAAAUUCCUUGAUGCAAUAUUUGAACAGAUCAGAAGAUCUUUUUGAAAGGUAAUACAUAUUUAUGCUAGCGUGUUUGAAGCAUUUUGGAUUGAGUGUUGCCCUAUAUGUAUCUCAGAUGUUAGAACUACAUUACCUCCUGUUUGUGUAGAGUAUUUGCUGUGAAAAUUAUUUCAAAAUCAAUAUUUUCUGAUCGUUUGUUAAUUCAGGUCUCCACGUUUGCUUCUUGGGAUUCUUAACCUCAUAAAAGCAUUAUGGAAAGGAAACGUCCAGUACAUGCAGAUCUUGAAGAAAUUCAGGAGUUCUGAAAAUUUUUGGAAAAAAUUGACAUUGCCAGCUAUACACAUCAAGGCGGAAUGUGGCCCUCUGGGUGAAAAUUUGGAUGAUGAUGAAAUCCUGCGCUUAGCAUACAGGUAGAGAUGUCGUCUCAAUAUCAUGUACAUCUUUUCACCUACUUGGCAUCCUUCUGGGAAAGCUUUAACUUAAGGAGAUGCAAAUCUAAAACAGGUACCAAUGCGAAGCUGCGGUACUAGAUGUUAUUGCUCACGACAUUUUCCUGCACAAAAAGGUCCUACAAGAUGAAGUGGCUACAACACAGGGCACGGAACCUUAUGAUGGCUCUAAAACAUUGAAAUCAAAGGAUGUUAUGUCGAAAUGGUGUGUUAUCUCUCACCUGGAAAAUUGUGCCAAGUUAUUCUCAUCUAGCAGAUACCCUGAAGAGAUCAUCCAUCGUGCCAAGGUUGAUAAUCUUGUUCUUUUUCUUUGUCGCAUUUACAAUCUUGAUAUAAAAUUCACAAAAUAUGAAUGGCUUAUCGAGGGGAGUCGAAUAUUAUGGGAGUGGGUUCGUGUUUCAUAUCCUUGGCUUUUUGUAUACAAUUGAAGUCAUGUCGGGCAUAGAUUGAGAGAGCCUCAAGAUUCUUAUGAAGCUUUAUGUGGUUGUGCCCUUGGUUUUUAUGCGUACCGAGUACACUACGCCGAAGAGGCAUGUAGCAGGGGCAAGCCAAUGAUAUGCUCUUGUUUUCUCUGCUGUUGCCUUAUGUUCAUGAGAGCAAGGAUGGUAGUCAACAUUUUUUCUCCUUUACCUGGAAAUACAAAAGGAACGCCAGGAGGGCAGCAGUUGAGGAUGGAGAGGUGGGAGAGUAAUCGGAAGACUACUGAUUGAAUUUAAGUGUCUUGAUGAACAAUGAAUUGUAGAAUUUAGAAAGCUAGCAGUUUUUUGUUGGACAGAGCCUUUGGGAGCGGAAAAUGGUGGUAUAAAAUUCAAGUUGUGAUUGGGGGAAACGAGUGAAAUAUUGAGAUCUGUGGAUGUGAAUGCAAUGAUACUUCUUUUGGAAAAAUCUCCUACUGUGAACUUAGCAGCAUUAAAUGCUCUGAGAGAUAUAACAAAGAGUAGGCAGUUUUGGGGAAGGAUAUUAUUCCAAUAAAUUUACUGAUCUUGGCUGUUAUUUUCCAUUGUUGUCUUUUCACUGGAGAUUACUAAGGAAACAAGCAUGUUGUAAAAAUGGUUCAUGAUGUUAUGCGUUGACCUCUACACUUAGAAAUUAGGGAUUUUUGUGCAGAAUGAGCUUGGAACGUUUUUCAUGUCAUUUAUCAAAAAGCAAUCUUGUGCAUCUGUAAAAUGUGCCAUCAGGUUGAUGAUGCCAAUAUAUCUCAAUACUGAAAGGUUGAUGAUGGGGUUUUAGCUUUACAUUUAGAUGAAUUUUUUCAUAUAUGGAACCAUUCGUCCAGAUCAGUAUCUAUAUAGUGUUCCCUUUCUCUUGUUAGCCCAAUUGAUUAAUUAUCGUGUCUUAUGCCUGCAACGAAGCGAAAUUAGAAAUGUGUACCCACGUUUGCGGUAGUUGAGGUGGAAUUCGUUGAUAUAUUUCUUACUCUCAUUUAUUUAUUGUGAGAUUUUUGACGUUAAAUAAGUAUAUUUCCAGAUGGAAGUGGUUCUAUGUGUUGUGCACAUGAUGGCGAAGUUGUCAAGUGGAGAACCUGGCAGCUUGUCUCUCUCACUUAUUCAACACAUACUCUCUGUAUCCCAAAAGGUUUUUUCCUCUCAAGUGAAACCUUGACUUUCUUCAUAGCUUUUUUAUUAUCUAUUGUUUUCAUGUCCUCGUUGCUCACCAUUGUUGUCAACAAAUCUUUUAUUCUAUUCUGACACUAUUUUCUUCUUCUUACACAAUGUGCAGUUGAGUAAUCAUCCUGCCUUCUUAUCAUUGUUACAACAAUAUUCAGUGCGUGGUUACAGGUACUCUACAUUCAGUUGUAAUUUUUUCGUCUGCGUGUUUUGUGCAUUAUCGAAUAUAGAUAAUCGGGAGCAUGGCCAUUGCACAUCUGGAUGCUUUUGCUUUUACGUCCUUGAGUUGCUGUUAGGCUUCUGUAAAUGGCAUCCGCGUUUUGUUGUCCUGUGGCUUUUACAGAAACUUGAAUUUUCAGGAAUCAUCAUGUCAUGGAAGAAGGUAUCCCUGUUAUGCUGUGUGUGACGAACGCUAAGUGAGGGAAAAUUAUAAAGUCUCAGUUAGGUCGUUUUAACCCGCUUUAACUACUCAUUUACAAAAGUCUACCCAAACUAAAUGGUGGGAAUGAAAAUGUAACCUUACGUAGAAUAUGAGUGAAUUUGUAAAGUACAGAAGGCAUAAAUGCUGGCUAGAAGGUCUGGAGAAGAGCAAGAUUCCAGUUAGUAGGAAAUAUCUGCCUCAUUGAACUACAUCAGUAAUCCUCAAUUUUGCAGAUUUUCCAUACGGCUUGACAACAUUGUAAGUGGCUUAUGAUUUUUGAACUUUUAGCUAUACAUUGACUUUUGUCAGAUGCAUGGUGUAAAUGGGAAAUUGAUGAUGUACAUUGACUAAUUAUUUCGUUAACUCCACUUUAUCUUGUUUAUUGAAACAUAAUGUUUGAAUACCUUUGCAGUGAGGUAAAUGAAGUCAAUGUCUUAGUCCUCAGUGACCUCUACCAUCAUAUAAAUGGAGAGCUAGAAGGCCGUGAGAUUGCGCCUGGACAUUUCAAGGAGGUUUUGCAAUUUCUGCUGGAAUUAGAUGCAUUUCAGAACUAUCAGUGCAAGCAUGAUGGAGACUCGUGGUCAUCUGAGAAUGAUAAUUACAUGUUUGAUGUCGUACGUCUGAGGAAAGAUUUGGGAAUAGAACUUUGGGAACACACCGCUUGGAAGACGUCUAGAUCACAUGCUGAAAGGAUGCUAUCACUUAUGCAUCGUGCGAACUCAGUAAAGUUCCUCGCAUACUCCAAGAAUUCGUCUCUCAGGGCACUGACUUCUCUCCUAUCUGUGUAUAUGAGAGCUGUAAGCACUCUUUUAACACAUCCACCAUCUCUCCUUUCUCGUACCCACCCUGGAUGUUGCGACUUGACAUGCAGAAGCAUAUUCUUUUAUGAUCCUUGUGCCUCACCUUGCUUUAAGAUGUGUGCAUCUGAUGCAAGGCCGUGUGCCCUUUUCUCUCCUAUUUGCAGAUAGGUGAACCACAACCGACCUCCUUUCAUGAUGGGAUAUCAGAAGCAUAUCUGCGAACAGGCAUUGAACACUUGUCCCAGUGUGUGCAGGCAACAAAAGAUUUGUUGGGUCCGGCAAUGAGCCCAUCUGAAGAAUCACUCAAGUUUCUUACGACACAAGUGGAACUAUUACAGAGUUUCUUCAAGUUACUGUCGAUUUCCCACGGGCAUGGCUCCGAUGCAGUUCAGCUCCUUCCUAUCUACUUAUUGCUGAUCAAAACUUCAGAUGCUGCAUUACGAUUAUUGAGCGAUGCCAGGCAGUCGGCAACUUUGCACAAAACGGUGAAGUUUUUCCUCACUUUGCUCUUGACGGCACUGGAAUCUAUUCACCUCAUAUACGCAGAUAAGUUGGAUUCAGAGGUUGAUCAAUAUGCUGAGGCAUCUCUCCUAAGUCUGGGACUGUUGCCUGUCCUAUGCAAAUACACUGAAAGCUCUGUGUUAUGCGACCUCUCUGUGGCUGCAAUUGACCUAAUAGUGAAAGGCCCUUUGACUCAUAAUACUUGGCUUCCUAUUCUACAGAACCACCUCCGUUUGCAGCUUAUUAUUCCUAACCUUAGACACAAAGACAGACUUGGUUCUGUUCCCAUAAUAUUUCGGUUCCUUCUUACAUUGGCUCGCUUGAAAGGAGGUGCCCAGAUGCUCCACAGCGCCAAUGCCUUCCAAUCCGUGAAGAUGCUACUCUCUUUCUUUAUGAAAGAGGAGCCGUGUCCUCCAGACCUAGAAGGCUUUGGCAUUGGUAACUCAAUAGAUGAAGGUGAAGAUCUGAGGAGCAUUUGGGGAUUGGGCAUGACCAUCACAGAAUCCAUGAUCAGCUCCCUGGGUGAUGACGCGUCCUGCGCGGAGCUUGUGGCCAACGCAAUCCACUAUUUCUUUUCAGAGAAAGCUUCUCUGAUGUACCAUCAUCUUUCUUUUCCAAAGGUUUCAAGCGAUGAUCACAGCAAGAAGAAGGCAAGAACCCAGAAGGCGCGGACAUCUCUAACAACUCUCAAGGAAACUGAGUAUGCACUCAUGCUCACCUGUAAGCUGGCGAAGCAUCAUAGAUUGUGGAUCAGGGAGAUGAAAGAAAAAGACUCGGAACUCAGAGAAAGAGUCAUCCAUAUGUUGGCCUUUAUAAGUAAGAGCACUCAGCGUGUGGGAGACUCACCAGUCAGGACACCGCCACUGACAUGCCCUCCAACCCUCAAAGAGGAGACCGCAGAUCACGAAAGGGCGUCAUAUGUUGAAAGCAAACAGGGGUGGUUCACCCUUGCUGCUCUUGGAUCUGUACCACAGAGCAGAUCAUCUGUCAUCUCACUAGCCACUGGGAGUCAAGCCCAUCGGACCCAUUUUUCAGACACUGUCGCCACACACAUGUACAGGAUCGCUUUUCUCCUUCUGAAGUUCUUGUGCACUCAGGCCAGGGUGGCGACGAAGAGGGCAGAGGAGGUGGGAUACAUUGAUCUCGAGUUCUUCCCCGAGCUUCCCAUGCCUGAGAUUCUCCACGGCAUACAGGUAGCACCUCUGUAUGAUUUUCCUAGUAGACGAUCAGGUCGUUUCAGGCUAAUAAAGUUGAGAUUCUAAUGCUCGCGAUGAUGAUGACGAUGAUGGUGCAGGAUCAGUCCAUCAGCAUCGUCACAGAAAUCUGCAACUCCAAGGUGUCUAGAGAAAUCCAGCCCAAGUCUCAGCUUCUGUGCCAACUGUUGCUGCAGAUACUGGAGAAGGCGCUGUAUUUGGAGCUCUGCGUCUCCCAGUCCUGCGGCAUCCGCCCGGUCAUGGGACGCACCGAGGAUUUUGCCAAGGAAAUCAGACUGUUGACGCAAGGUGAUGAUCCCCUCCUCCGUCGGGGCUCCCAACCAAGGGCGUCCCGCACAACCAGUUGCCCUACAUUUGAUCAUUAUUUCCGCCCUUGUUCUUGCAGCCGUCGAUGGGUAUCCGCCAUUGAAGUCGUCCAUCAAGUCCCUGAAGCAGAUAGCAGCCCUUGUUCAUCCCAGCAGCACCAGCAUCAUCCUCUGA
This is a messenger RNA of Spirodela intermedia, 38538 nucleotides long. Lineage: Eukaryota; Viridiplantae; Streptophyta; Magnoliopsida; Alismatales; Araceae. The record is from the annotation of a GenBank genome assembly.